AUGGCGACGAGUAACGACGGCUCUUCCUCUGGGGAAGACCGUGAAGCAAUCGAAGUAACGCCGGCGUCCUUCCCUGUGACUCUGACACCACUCCAACCCGCUUCAAUAGAGACGAUAAUGGCACGUCUUGCGCAACAAGACGCAGCCCAGAAAGCAACGACCGACCAAAUCGCGGCGCUUGCGAAGAUCUUAGCCCACCUUGCCGCAAACGUGGAAGCCUCGACGGCGCAAUACCGAAGACAUCUGGUUAGCACAGAAAGAGCGACCGGAGCAGCACCAACACAAACGGCUAACCAGGAUGUCACCGUUAACGACGUCGCUCAAACUCCCACAACUCUUGACGUGCAGACGAUAAACGAGCUCGCCGCGUUGAAACAGUCGGUACUGGAUAUAAGCUCCAAUAUUCAUCACGUCACCACAUCCGCACCUCAGAUCGAGCGAGUCCUAGCAGAAUCUCUCCGAACUCCGUUCACCGAAAAGAUAACGAAGGUCCGUCUCCGGAAGAUGGAAAAGCUCCGUCUCCCAACCUUCGACGGUGUAUCCGACCCUUCUGCUCACGUCACAUCCUUCAACAUCGCGAUGCGACGCGCAAACCUUUCUGACGAGGAAAAAGACACUGGCUUUUGUCAACUUUUCGUCGAAACCCUAGAAGGUAUUGCUCUUAACUGGUUUACCGGCCUUCAGGAGGACUCCGUCGAUAGUUUUCACGACCUCUCAGCGGCUUUCCUCAAAAACUAUAUCAUGUUCACUCGCCAAGAAGCCACCUCUACAGAUCUUUGGAACCUCAACCACGCGAACGGGCAGAGCUUAAGAGAUUUUAUGGAAAAGUUCAAAUCCAUCGUCUCGAAAGUCGACGUGCCAGACCACAUAGCUGUGGAGUCAUUGAUGAACACUCUCCAUAUUAAGUCGCCAUUUCGCGCUGAUCUUUAUCGACAUCCGAGAAGGUCAGUACCGGAUGCCAUAGCUCGUUCCAACAAUUUCAUUCGGAUGGAGGAAGAUACCAGAGCCAAGGUAGCCAGAUAA
Brassica napus (rape) is the source of this 1023-nucleotide messenger RNA. RefSeq lists its product as uncharacterized. NCBI's taxonomy places the organism in Eukaryota, Viridiplantae, Streptophyta, Magnoliopsida, Brassicales, Brassicaceae. The record is from RefSeq and is a predicted model, not a curated record. The coding region runs from base 1 to 1023 and encodes 340 amino acids. The transcript has a single exon.